Symbiodinium sp. CCMP2456 is the source of this 553-nucleotide messenger RNA. The record is from the annotation of a GenBank genome assembly. NCBI's taxonomy places the organism in Eukaryota, Dinophyceae, Suessiales, Symbiodiniaceae.
GCAAUCGCCCCGAACCCGGACGUCUACUUUGAUCCAAACAUAUGGUACUUGGAUGAGGAGUUGCGGAAGCAGGUGAAGACAUUUGCAAGAUCCUUCAUCAUGACGGGCCAGGAAGCUCCUGAAAGCAACAAGAAGCUUCAUAUCGACCUGUACAAAAAGACCAUCUCUGCGGACGGCAUCAUGGGACGAAAGCCUUAUGGCUGCAUUACCAAGAUGUUCCACAUUGUCGGGUGGUGCCUGACCCCUUCGGGAAACACGCCGGUCUCCUGGAGCGACCGUGCGCUGGUCAUGGGGACAUGUGCCGACAACAUCACUGGGUCUGAGGCAGAGGCUGUCGAGCAGCGCUUCUACUUCCACCCGAAAGGCUUCGUGCAGAGUCAGUGGAGUGCCAAAUGCUUGGACACUGAGGGCAACAACGGCUACGAUGACGCCACCGCGAUGUGGCGGAAAUGUGAGACGCAGGGCAACUGCUACAAGUUCGGCGUGCAGUACGAGCCAGACAUGGAUGGCCAAGGUCGGACGGUUGAGGCGAAUUGGUACGACUGCCAGAGCA